Molecule: messenger RNA, 2082 nt
Organism: Sitodiplosis mosellana (orange wheat blossom midge)
Lineage: Eukaryota; Metazoa; Arthropoda; Insecta; Diptera; Cecidomyiidae
Gene: Mtpbeta
Product: trifunctional enzyme subunit beta, mitochondrial
Exons: 7
Coding region: 400-1824 (474 amino acids)
Biological process (GO): fatty acid beta-oxidation
Molecular function (GO): acyltransferase activity, transferring groups other than amino-acyl groups
Source: RefSeq, a predicted model, not a curated record
CGUGUGACGUCGCAAAAUAAACCACACACAGACAAAUACACACAGUCACCUACUACGUAAACGCAAUAUUAUCGUGCCUACAAUAAUUCGUGUUCUGUUGUCCACAGUGAAAUACACAGGCAAACACACUCAUCGAAUAUUUACAGGUCGAGCCGAAAAGCGCUGAUCAAAUCAACACACAAAUCAUUUCACUAGUAGUUUUCUCUUCAUUUCGUUGUUUUUUUUUCAUUUUUAUGCCAUUUUGUGUGUAGCUGGUUUCGAAAUUGUCAAAGUUAUUAUUUGAAGCGAAAAAGUUGUCGCAUUUUCUUUGUCAAGUGCAGUUUCAUUUUCACAGUCGUAGUUGUUUUAAUUGCUUAUUAAAAAAAAAGAGAGUUCGGUUUUUUCGGUCAAUUUAGCGCAAUGGCUGCAUAUUUAUCAAAUAUUUCGAAAAUUGCCCGUACACCGGCCCUUACAUCAAAUCUUAAUCGCUAUGCCGCUCAAUGUUUAUCAACAUCAAGUGCAGCAUGUCAAAAGAGGACAAUUCAAGACAAAACUGGCAAAAAUAUCGUUCUGGUUGAUGGGGUGCGCACACCUUUCCUUCAAUCAUUCACCGACUAUUCUAAAUUGAUGCCACAUGAUCUGGCCAGAGAAUCGCUGAUUGCUUUGUUGCGAAAGACAAAGAUCGACAAGGAGUUGAUUGACUAUAUCGUUUACGGAACGGUAAUUCAGGAGGUGAAAACGUCGAACAUUGGCCGUGAAGCGGCUUUAGCGGCUGGUUUCAGCACCAAAACACCGGCACACACCGUAACCAUGGCAUGCAUUAGUUCGAAUCAGGCAAUCACAACCGGUGUUGGAUUAAUUGCCACUGGAACCUAUGAUAUCAUCGUGGCUGGUGGUGCCGAAUUCAUGUCAGACGUACCAAUCAGACACAGCCGUAAAAUGCGCUCUCUCAUGCUGAGGGCCAAUAAAGCAAAGACUCUCGUACAACGCUUAUCGCUCUUGGCCUCAAUUCGUCCAAGUUUCCUUGCACCCGAAUUGCCAGCAGUAGCUGAAUUCUCUUCAGGUGAAACAAUGGGACACUCAGCCGAUCGUUUGGCCGCAGCCUUCAAAGUGUCACGACAAGAGCAAGAUGACUAUGCACUUCGUUCACACACACUCGCCCAUCAAGCACAACAGAAUGGCUACUUGACCGAUUUGGUUCCGUUCAAAGUGUCUGGCGUUGACAAAACCGUUGACAAAGAUAACGGCAUUCGCGUUUCGUCCAAAGAACAACUGGCCAAACUUAAGCCGGCUUUCGUAAAACCAUACGGUACCGUUACAGCAGCUAACUCAUCAUACUUGACCGAUGGUGCAUCCGCAGCCUUGAUCAUGACCGAAGCCAAAGCCAAGCAGCUCGGUUUCAAACCAAAAGCAUACAUUCGUGACUUCACAUACGUUUCACAAGAUCCAGUCGACGAAUUGUUGUUGGGUCCAGCUUAUGGCAUUCCAACCAUUUUGAAGAAAGCCGGUCUCAAACUCAACGAUAUCGACACAUGGGAAGUGCACGAAGCUUUUGCUGGUCAAGUGUGUGCCAAUUUGAAAGCAUUGGAUUCGGAUUGGUUCUGUAAGAAAUACAUUGGUUUAGAUGGUAAAUUGGGACAACCAGAUUUGAGUAAGUGGAACAACUGGGGUGGUUCUCUCUCAAUUGGACAUCCAUUCGCUGCGACCGGGGUUCGUUUGGCCAUGCACACGGCAAAUCGUUUGGUUCGCGAAAAUGGUCAAUUGGGAGUGAUUGCUGCGUGUGCUGCUGGUGGCCAAGGUGUUGCCAUGAUCCUGGAAAGACAUCCCGAUGCAAAUGCCAAUUAAACAAACGAAAUAACCACAACCCCAUCAUCCCGCAGGGAUUUUGCACGUAUUUUAUACUUAAUUUAAAAAAAAGAAAAAAUAUUUGUUGUCAUAGCAUUUUGAGAGAUAUUUUGCGCACUGUUUUCCGAUAUCCUUAAAAAUAUCAAAUGAAAAACGAAAAAAAAACAAUACAAAAUGAUGUAAUACAUUAAUGUUAUUCAGAAAUGCAUGUGAAUUAAGCAAGUUAUUGAAAUAAAUAAUAUCCAAAUAUUUUCAUUA